Molecule: messenger RNA, 6775 nt
Organism: Quercus lobata
Lineage: Eukaryota; Viridiplantae; Streptophyta; Magnoliopsida; Fagales; Fagaceae
Product: putative disease resistance protein RGA3
Exons: 8
Coding region: 1371-3848 (825 amino acids)
Molecular function (GO): protein binding
Source: RefSeq, a predicted model, not a curated record
UUUCUAAGUGGGCUUUGUCUUUACAAAACUAGCCAAGUCUUCCUUCUUCACAGCCACUUAAAUCUUCCUCCUCUUAUCAAAAAAAAAAAAAAAAUCUUCCUCCUCUCAUAUCUCAAACUACUCUCUAUCAGCUAAGCUUGCUACGUUUUCUUUCAUCCAACAAGAACAAAUGGCCGAUGCAAUCCUCUAUGGCGUUGUGCAGACGAUCAUUGAAAGCUUGGGCUCUUCCACUCUCAAUCAGAUUGGAUCGAUCUGGGGUGUCAACGCUGAGCUCGAAAAAAUGAAAAAAACUAUUUCCACCAUUCAAGCUGUACUUGAGGAUGCAGAGGAGCAGCAGGUCAAUAACCACCAAGUCAAGGAUUGGCUCAUGAAGCUCAGAGAUGCAGUUUUUGAUGCGGAUGACUUGUUGAGCGAGUUCUCCACUCAUGUGUUGCAGCAAAAGGUGAUGGAUGGCGAUAAAAUUGUAAAGAAGGUACGCACUUUCUUUUCUAGUUCAAACCCAGUUGUUUUUAGUCUUGGGAUGUCUUGCAAACUAAAGGCUAUGAGGGAGAGGUUUAAUGAUAUAUCAAAUGAUAAGGACCAAUUUCAGUUGAAGUUAGAGACACGAGUUGUGAGUAGGGGGAGGGAUCAAACUCACUCUUUUGUACCUGAUGAAGAAGUUAUCGGGAGAGAAACGGAUAAGCAAGCCAUCAUAGAUCUGUUGUUGGACUUUGAUGUGGAAGAUAAUGUUUCAUUCAUAUCGAUAGUGGGAAUUGGUGGGCUAGGAAAAACCACACUGGCCCAAUAUGUAUUCAAUGAUAAGAAGGUCCAAACUAAUUUUGAAUUGAAGAUAUGGGUGUGUGUCUCUGAUGUCUUUGACAUUAAAACAAUUGUUGAAAUGAUAAUUGGAUCUACAACUGGUAGAAAACCCGUAAACCUAGACAUGGAUCCAUUGCAAAAUGAACUUCGUAGAACUCUCAACCAAAAGAAGUACUUACUUAUAUUGGAUGAUGUCUGGAAUGAGGAUAGUGAAAAUUGGCAUAAUUUGAAAAGACUUUUGAUCGGUGGUGCAAAGGGAAGUAAGGUAGUGAUAACUACACGAACCAACAUGGUUGCGGAGAUUACUAGUACUAUCUCAUCGUAUUUUCUAAAAGGCUUGUCAAGGGAUCAAUCCUGGUCAUUAUUGAAGAAAAUGGCAUUUAAAAAAGGCCAGGAGACCAUCAAUUCUAAACUCGAAGCAAUAGGGAUGGAUAUAAUAGAAAAAUGUCAAGGAGUACCUCUUGCUAUAAGGACGAUGGGGAAAGUCUUAUUCUUCAAAAAAACUGAAGAUGAGUGGUUAUACAUCAAGAACACUAAACUCACAGAUGUAACUCAAUUAAAAAAAUGGUAUUAUGCCGAUUUUAAAAUUGAGUUACGAUUAUCUCCCAUCACAUUUAAAAUGUUGUUUUGCAUAUUGUUCAUUGUUUCCCAAAGAUUAUUUGAUCGAUAAGUUGACAUUGAUACAAUUAUGGAUAUCACAAGGUUUUAUCCAAUCAUCUGAGGAGGGCCAUGAACUAGAGCAUGUUGCCAAUGAGUACUUCAUGGAGCUACUUUGGAGAUCCUUCUUCCAAGAAGCAGAAGAAGAUGGAGGCGAGAAUAGAAGGUUUAAAAUGCAUGAUUUAAUCCAUGAUCUUGCACAAUAUGUAUCAGAGAUUGAUUGUACAUUGGUUGAUUCCAAUGCAAAAAAUGUGAAAGAAAAAGGACACCAUCUAUCGUUUCCAUUUUACAAUAUUUCAUUCUUUGAGGAAAAUUUAAGCAAGUUGGUUAAAGCAAACAAGAUACGAACAUUUAUGUUGGCGUACAAAAAUCGGGCCUAUGAUCAGGGAAGAAUUGAAGAAUCAACUCUCGAAAAACUUAUUUCUAGUUUUAGAUUCUUGCGUGCAUUAGACCUACAUAGUUUAAAUAUGAAGAUGUUGCCAGAUACCAUAGGUACUUUGAUGCAUCUAAAGUACCUUGACCUUUCCUCUAAUGAUAUUGAGGUUCUCCCUAGUUCUAUUACAAAAUUGGUGAAUUUGCAAACAUUAAAGCUCUGUGAGUGUGAAAAGCUUAGGGAGUUACCGGUAGAUAUUCAAAAAAUGGUCAGCCUCAAGCACCUUGACGUUUCCUCUAAUGAUAUUGAGGUUCUCCCUAGUUCUAUUACAAAAUUGGUGAAUUUGCAAACAUUAAAGCUCUGUGAGUGUGAAAAGCUUAGGGAGUUACCGGUAGAUAUUCAAAAAAUGGUCAGCCUCAAGCACCUUGACGUUUCCUCUAAUGAUAUUGAGGUUCUCCCUAGUUCUAUUACAAAAUUGGUGAAUUUGCAAACAUUAAAGCUCUGUGAGUGUGAAAAGCUUAGGGAGUUACCGGUAGAUAUUCAAAAAAUGGUCAGCCUCAAGCACCUUGACGUUUCCUCUAAUGAUAUUGAGGUUCUCCCUAGUUCUAUUACAAAAUUGGUGAAUUUGCAAACAUUAAAACUCUGUAAGUGUAAAAAGCUUAGGGAGUUACCGGUAGAUAUUCAAAAAUUGGUCAGCCUCAAGCAUCUUGACUUAGAAGAUUGUAAGAAUUUGACUCAUAUGCCACAUGGAUUAGGGCAAUUGACUUCUCUUCAAACAUUAAAAUUAUUUGUUGUGGGUAAUGGUUCUUCCAGUGGACUAGUAGAAUUAAACAAGCUAAACGACCUGAGAGGAAAUAUAGAGAUUAUAAAUUUGGCAUGGGUAAAAGAUGCCACCUCAGAAUUCAAGGUUGCAAAUUUGAAGGAGAAGGAACAUCUCAGUGGAUUGAGAUUAUUUUGGAAUCCGGAGGGUGAUGAUGGUGUAGAUGCUAGUGAUGAUGAAAAUUCCGUGGAGGGUGAUGAUGGUGUAGAUGCCAGUGAUGAUGAAUUUCAUUCCGUGGAGGGUGAUGAUGCCAGUGAUGAUGAAAAUUCCAUGGAGGGUGAUGAUGGUGUAGAUGCCAGUGAUGAUGAAAAUUCCAUGGAUAGCCUCCAACCACACGUGCAUUUAAAAUAUUUGAAAGUGGACGGGUACAUGGGUGUGAGAGUUUCAAGUUGGCUUUCAUUCUUAACAAAUCUCGUUGAUUUAUAUAUAGACGAUUGUGAGAAUUGCCAAUAUUUGCCACCGUUGUAUCAACUCCCAUCUCUCCGAGAACUAAGUCUUAUGAAUAUGGAUGGUCUGGAGUACAUGACAGACGGGGAUAUGAAUGAUGAGAUAUCUGCUUCACUGGCAUCACCAUCAACAUUUUUCCCAUCCCUUCAGACACUCGAACUCAUUAAAUGCCUCAAUCUAAAGGGAUGGUGGAGGAGUGUGGAUAAGGGGAAUGAGGCAACAACGACAUCAACAAUAUCAUCAUCAUCAUCAACUAAUCACUAUCACCAACACAUACCUUCCUUUCCGGGUCUUUCUUUUUUAUGGUUGGAUAAUUGCCCUAAGAUGACUUGCAUGCCGCUAUUUCCAAAUCUAGAAGAAAAGCUUAUUUUGGAGAAUAGCAGUUUGAAGGCAUUGGAAGAGACAAUAGAGAUGAAUAAUAGGGGAGGAAGGGCUUCUUCAUUUCCGUCCUCUUCCUCUUCCUCUUCCCCCUCCUUCUCCCCUCCUCUCUCCAAAUUAAAGGAAUUGAGUUUGCGGAAGAUACAGGAGUUGGAGUCUCUGCCAGAGGAGUGGUUUAAAAACCUAACUUCUCUUAAGACAUUACACAUUUGGGGGUGUCCCAAUCUGACGUCACUUCCCGAAGGGAUAAGUCACCUCACCUCUUUAAGGGGCCUGCAUAUUUGGGGCUGUCCCCAAUUAAAGCAAAGAUGCGAGGAGGAAAAUGGAGAGGAUUGGGAUAAGAUUUCUCACAUCCCACAUCUUGACAUACGUUGAACUACUGCAUACGCUUCCCUGAAAGAACAACAGGAUUUCAAAUGGGAAGAAGAAAGCUUAUUCUUGACAUUUCAGAAGUUGGUACACAAAAUUCUUCCAGACAAAAAUGGCUGAUUCAGACAUGGAUGAUGAUAAUGACAAAAAAGUAGCACCGAGAUAUUUUGAAGCGCAAAGCAAACUUUUGAAAGGGUGUCAGCAAGAACAGGGGACAAUUGGUAAAAACUUCUCACAUCCUAGAGAGAGGCCUAUGAACUGUGAAGUUUUGAGAAGAGUGUGAUUUCCAAGUGCAGUGGUUCCAAGCGGAAACCUUCUAAAACUGGUUUCAUCAUGGGCAUUGAAUUUGAGAAACAAGACAGCGACAUCAUUUCAAAUUUUCUUGAAUUAUUGGGCUUUGAUGAUUUAAUUGGUUUCAAAAGUUCUAUGGAAGAAGAAUGCCAAGGUAUUGAUGAGGCAAGCUUGUGGUAUAGGAGGAGAAUUGGGUCAGAGAUGAUGGGAUUUAAAGAGAAGACAGCCCCCUCAUGACUGCUACCAUGUUUGAAAGCAAGGGUAUGUUGAAUUAUAUUCUGGAAACCAGUUUUAUUGAUGUUAACCAGGCUUCUGGUUUGGACGGGUUUCUGCACUUCAUUUUGUUGCUGCUGUGGACUUUGCUAUUUAAGGAAAGGAUGGAGAAGCACACUAUGCUGCUUCUAGGAAGCACUCAGGGAAGAGGACAGCAAGAGGGAAAUCACUGUGAUCAUGGCAUGUAUUGUAGAAGAAGAUGGAGAACUCAUUAUGGAUUUAGAGCAAACGAUGAGCAAGAGACACCAGGUAUCUCACUGCAUGCCAUUAGUGGUGACCAAUGCACCCAAGGCGAUGAAGGUGUUGCACUACGAAUCCACAGACCUUUUCUUAUGAUUUUGGGGUAUCACUAACUUGAUUGUACUGUUUGAAGAAGAGAUUGCAAGUUGGUCAUUAAUGACAUCAGGAAUCUUACUGCAGUAAUGAUUAGGUUUAAGCAUUUAAAGGUUGAGAUUAGGCUUAAGAAAUAGCUAAAUGUGCUUAGAAACAUUGUAGAACAAAUGCAAAAAGGAUAACACAGAAGAAGAAGAAGAUAGAGAGAGAGAAUAUUGCCUUGGAGUUACAAGAAGGCCUUUUUGAAGUUUUGACUACAAAAUAAUUGCAAGAAUCUUUUUUCAGUUGGGUGCAACCACUAAAAACUCUUAAUUAUCCAUAUCUUGCUUACAUAAAUGGCGAUUACAUCUGCAUAGUGUUUAUUUUUCUGCUGAUGUUUUGGACGAUUUAUUUACUAUUUCAUACUUGAUAUGCAUAAAUAUUUUGAAACACUCAAAAAAAAAAAAAAAUUUUUGAAAGGGUGCCAGCAGGAAAGAGAGGACAAUCAGUAAAAAUUUCUCACCUAGAGUUUGGAGGGAAUGAACCUGUCCAUCAGACUUGGUGCUUUUUCAAAACUUUAGGACUCUGUAAUUGUGCAACAAGCUAGCUAUUGAAGCAUGGGGAAAUCAAGGUUUUAUAGCUUACAAUCGUAGCUUGGUUCAAAGAGUCGAAAUUAUAAAAGUAAUGAACAAAGGAGUAUAUAUAUGACAAAAUCAAGGUUAUAUUGUCUUCUAGGUUCCAUCCAGAGGUGACUCCUUUCCUGUCAUCCUUAAGAGUUCUAAAAUUUAAGAUUUCUUCUUGAUUUUGUGUUGCGUUAAAGAUUUAUAGGCCUUUCCCAAUGAAUUUGGAUCUCAUAACAGUGAUUAUAGUUUUAGAAGAAAAGAAUGUGAGUUGGUAUUAAACGGCAUCUGGCUUUGUUCUACCAUAAUAAUCGGAAGUGUUAAGGAUUUUAAAUUUGAGAUUGGGCUUGAGGAGUAGCUGGUUCUGGCUAAAGUUCUGCUGAGCAAAGACAUAUAUAUGUUUGUGUGGGGUAGUUGUAGUGCGUCUAGAUUCCUGAAUAAUGGUCCUUCACUUUUGUCUCUGCAUUUGUUCAAAUAUGUUCUUAUGCUGUGGCCUGUUAUAUCACUCUAGACAUUAUGUUGUAAGGAUUUGGUAAUUAUGUUCCAAUGCUUUGGGCUGUUAUGUCUAUGACUCAUGUCCCUAGAUUUGUUCAUUAUUAUAUGUUCUUAUUUUGUCACCAGUAUUUAUUCUUAUGCUCUAAUGUCCUCCAUCUUGAGAUCAACUUGAGCUUUGGUCUUCGAUUAAAAAUCUUAACUCUAAUACAGGUAUCUCUUAUUAUUGUAGGUAAUUUUAGCUUUACAUAAGAAAUUACAGCGAAAUCUGCUGGAGCUACCGGCAUGGAUUUUGUGUCCAAGAAAUUGAAGAAGAAAUAUAACAUCACCAGCAUGAAGCUGCUUAUACAUGGGCAGAUUCUAUAAAUGGAUGGGAGUUCCUUCCUAUGCAUUCAAGUGCAAGAUAUGCACAUUAUGUUACAAACAUUGAUUACGCGCAGAAACCUUUUGAAACAAGGUUUCAUCAUGGGCAGUGAAUUUGACAAACAAGCAGUUUGCAAAAAUCUUUUCAAUUUUUCUUGAAUUAUCAGACUUCGAUGAUUUAAUUGGUUUCAAAAGUGAUGCGGAGAAAAGAAUGUCAUGAUAUUGGUGAGGCAAGCUUGUGGUAUGGGAGGAGAAUUGGGUUCAAAGAUGAUGGGUUUGAAGAGAAGACAGCCCUCAUGACUGCUACCAUGCUUGUAAGUGAGGUUGUGUUAAAUUAUAUACUGGAAACCAGUUGUUGCUGUUGUGGACUUUGCUAUUUCAACUGAGGUUGUUAAGCUCUUGCUUGAUGCUUCUGCACUUCAUUUUGUAUAUUGUUGCAUACUGUUGACUAUGUACAGUACACCUUGUUCAUUUUAUUCCUGUUUUUUCUGUCUUAUAAUAGUAAUUGUCUUUGUGUAAUAUUGUGUAAUAGAACAUGUAUUCGGGGUGGAUGUUUAUUUCUAUAAUCAUUCAUUUUGGACA